AUGGCAGGAAUCGCAGCACAUAAGCCCAUCCACCUCGCCGAUGCCGACCCGCGCCCGGCCUUCCUCCAGCGCUGGGAGCGCAUCCGCCAUCGUCAAGCCCAUUUGUUGGUCGAGCUCGUCGCUGAGUUCUGGGGAGUGUUUUGCUACGUCUACUGCGGUGUCGGCGCCACGGCCUCAUUCAUCUGCGGGAACGCACUCCAGGUUACGAACUUGGGGUCCUUCUUCACUAUCGGUAUCGCGUACGCAAUCGGAAUUAUCUUCGCUCUUGUGGUUGCCUCGGCCACGUCGGGUGGUCACUUCAACCCGGGUAUCACGCUGUGCUUCGUGCUCUUCAAGGGCUUCCCCAAGCCCAAGGCCCUCGCCUACGUCGCGACGCAGAUCUUCGGCGGUAUGAUUGCCUGCCUGCUCGUCUACGCGCAAUGGCAUGACUUGAUUGUGGAAACCGAGGCCGUCAUGGCAGCUGCGGGCGAGCUCGACGCUAUCAAGUUCACUGCGAACGGUCCGGCCGGUAUCUUCGCGCUGUACGCGCCCGUAGGCGCCCAUCUCGGCUUGACGCUCUUGAACGAGUUCGUCUGUGACUUCUUCAUCGGCAUGGUCAUCUUCGCCUCGACCGACCCCACCAACUUCUUCGCGCCCCCCGUCGCUGCUCCGUGGCUCAUCGGUCUUGCAUAUGCUGUCUGUGUUUGGGGAUUCGCACCCCUUGGACUCUCCACCAACACCGCCCGUGAUCUCGGCGGACGUCUUGCUGUGCUGGUCAUCUGGGGAAGGGACGCCGCCGGCGGUAACUAUGCCGCCCUCGCCGCCCUGACCAACUUACUUGCCACGCCAUGCGCCUUCAUCUUCUACGAGAUCUUCUUCAAGGACUCGAGCCGAGUUCUGACCUCCGGUGGCAACGAGAUGCUCACGGGUCACAAACUCCACCAAGAGCACCGUAUCCAGAACAUCAGCGGCGGUCGCACCGCCGCCACUGCGUCGCCCGACUCAGAGCUUGGCGAAAAGUCGUAUGAGUCUCAUCGCGAGUAUGCCUCGUAG
Molecule: messenger RNA, 1032 nt
Organism: Peniophora sp. CBMAI 1063
Lineage: Eukaryota; Fungi; Basidiomycota; Agaricomycetes; Russulales; Peniophoraceae
Source: the annotation of a GenBank genome assembly